AGGCGUCAGUUGCAGGACUUGUAUCGCGAGAUGCGUAAGAUGCGCGCAGACGACGGGCAUCGCCGCGCCAGCGAUUCGGAGUCGGACGAAGAAGUGCACGGCUUCGCGGAUGAUGAGGGAGAGGAGGAUCAGGUGGCUGCUCUCUGCGAGGCCCUGAAGAAGGCACAGCUGAGCCCAGAGGCUGAGAAGAUCGCGCAGCGGGAGUUGAGGCGACUUCAAAACAUCCAACCACACCACCCAGAGCACUCGGUCUGCCGGAGUUAUUUGGAAACCUUGGCGAGCUUACCUUGGGCGUUGAGUUCAGAGGACGACUUGGAUCUCAGCACUGCUCACAGCAUUCUCGAGAAGGACCACUACGGCUUGGAGAAAGUGAAGCGUCGCAUCUUGGAGUUCUUGGCUGUGCAGAAGAUGCGACGAGACAUGAAGGGACCCAUCCUAUGCCUUCACGGUCCACCUGGCGUGGGUAAAACCUCUCUGGGUCGAUCCGUGGCCAAAGCCCUGCAGCGCAAAUUCCAUCGGAUCGCCCUGGGAGGCGUGCGGGAUGAGGCGGAGAUCCGUGGCCACCGGCGCACCUACAUCGGCAGCAUGCCGGGGGCCAUCAUGCAAGCGCUCGCCACGCUGCAGGUGAACAAUCCGGUGAUUUUACUGGAUGAGAUUGAUAAACUCACGCGCAAUGCCAUGUUCAAUCCCUCCGGUGCUAUGUUGGAACUUCUGGAUCCCGAGCAAAAUCAUACCUUCAAGGACCACUACAUCAACACGCCCUUCGACCUUUCGAAGGUCCUGUUCCUGUGCACCUGCAACCAGUUGGACACCAUCGAUCGACCUCUUCUGGACCGUAUGGAGAUCAUUGAACUCUCCGGCUACACCAUGGAGGAGAAGGUGCACAUUGCGACCACGCACUUAUUGCCCAAGCAACGCCGCAUCCACGGUUUGGAGAAGGACCCCGAGGCGCCAGCGGCGGUUUCGACACCGCCGGAUGCGGAGCCGGAUGCGGAGCCGAUGCCUGAGAUGACCGUUGAGCCGCUGGCCGCAGAUGCACCUGGUCUCCCAGCGCUGGAGAUGACGACGGAAGCGCUACGGGAACUGAUCACAAAGUGGACCGUGGAGAGUGGGGUGCGGACCUUGGAACGGCGCUUGGCACAGGUGUGUCGCUGGGCUGCCCUGCGCUUGACAGGUGCCGAUGUGAAGAACCAGCAGGACGAGGUCGUCGUCAAGGACGGACAGCUCACUGUGGACGUGCCACAUUUGCCCCGCAUUUUGGGCGCAGAAGUCUUUGAGCCCGACGCCUCCGAGCGGUUGACCGUGGGUGUGGCCAUGGGUCUUGGGGUCUCAGUGACUGGAGGUCAGCUGCUCUUUGUGGAGGCCUCCCGCAGCAAGGGCUGCGGCAAGCUGACCGUGACGGGGCAGCUGGGCGAAGUGAUGCUGGAGAGCGUGAAGACAGCCAUGUCUUUGCUUCGCAGCCGCAUCUACUACGCUGCCUGGGGCAACGAGAGGCCCCGCGCCGUGGAGCCUCCAUUAACGCCGAUGAGGCUCAGUGGUUCGGUGGACACGGUCGACAUCUUGUCGCAGUGGGCCAGGAAUGAGCACAAGAUGCAAGACCCUUUCGGCGGAGAUGACAUCCACGUGCAUUUUCCUGCAGGCGCUAUUCCCAAGGAUGGACCUUCUGCCGGAGUCGCCACCACUUUGGCUUUGGCAUCACUGCUUCUGGACCGCCCCGUGCGCAGCGACACAGCGGUCACGGGCGAGAUUACCUUGCGGGGCCACAUCCUGCCCGUGGGCGGCAUCCGGGACAAGGUCCUGGCAGCGCAUCGUGCCGGGAUCCGACAUGUCCUGGUGCCCUACGGCAAUCAACGGCAUGUAUUGGAUGAGAUUCCUGAAGCUGCGCUGGCAGAUGUGGAUGUGAAGUUUGUGAAGCACAUUGACCAAGCCUUGUCCUGGGCCUUCGAAGCCGCCCAGGAGCAAAGCUUUCCACCCAGUGACCCAAAGAUGCCGAGAGCAAAGCUUUGAGGAUGAUCCCCAGCGAAAUGGGCAGAAUUUGUUACGGCUUUGGAUCUGAAAAUGGGACAAAUCCACUGGUUGAUCGUAGUUUUUCCCAAUUGCCAUAAGGUGGGGGCACUCGUGGGGCACCCUAUUUUCCGAGCCAAAUCAUGUCCAAAAUGUUGGUCAUUGGACAUGGUUGGAUCAAAAUGAUGGGCAUCUCACUGUUGGCUGUUUCCUUAAGGACAGGGCCCCAGGGCUUGAAGCACCCACGCAAGAGUCAAAGUGGGGGAAAAAUCUUGGGAAAAAAACAGUUUUAACUGCCAUCCUGAGCCAUUUGACAUUGGAAACACAUCCCAACUGAUCUGUUUCACGUUGGGCCUCACGAAUUUGGGACGCCAGUUUUUUUUUUGUUGAUCCGAACCCUGACGGUCGACCAUGUACCGACAGAUCAGGGUGUAGAGUUCAAAAUGUUGGUGCC
Molecule: messenger RNA, 2458 nt
Organism: Cladocopium goreaui
Lineage: Eukaryota; Dinophyceae; Suessiales; Symbiodiniaceae
Source: the annotation of a GenBank genome assembly